This is a messenger RNA of Anneissia japonica, 4277 nucleotides long. RefSeq lists its product as uncharacterized. Lineage: Eukaryota; Metazoa; Echinodermata; Crinoidea; Comatulida; Comatulidae. The transcript has 7 exons. Gene Ontology annotation, molecular function: chromatin binding. The record is from RefSeq and is a predicted model, not a curated record. Bases 190 to 2316 code for a protein of 708 amino acids.
UCUCUCUGUGUCAUAACCUUCUAGAUCCAAGUGCCAAGUGGUAUAUCUGUAGGCCUACAUGUCAUAAUUGUUUUGGUCUAUGCACCAAUUGAUACAGCUGACCUAUCCAUGCCAUCAUCGUAGCGCCAAGUGGUACAUACAUCAGCAAGCACUAGUACAGUUUCUACUGACAGCAGCCAGCCUUUGUCUAUGGAGCAAGAGCAUCUCUUAAACCAAGUGUCCCCCGAACCAGCAGCACGCAGAAAUAGUCCAAAAGGAAAGAACAACGUCCAAAAUCAACGCAACGCAGGAUGUAAGUUAUCCAAGGCUACGGAUAUACCGAAUGGAAAUUCUAAACAUGUAACAGUGUCACCGGGCAGACGUUGUCUGUCAGACUCGAAAAUCAUUGUGAAAAAGAGGCAUGUGGUAAGUGACAAUCAUAAGAGAAAAAUAAACUUUGUUGAGGCUGAUGUUGGGCAAGUGAGUGUAGUUCCGUCUAAAUGCAAACGGCGUAAAUCAGAUGAUGGAUUGGCUGUCAAUCAUAGGAGAAGUUCACCGAAAUUUGAUGUCAAUCAUAAUUGUGUAUCUUACAAGAAUACUUGUCUCUCAGAGGAGAAAAAUGCAGGGAAGAGUCGAUCGUCGGAAAUAUUGGAAUAUAAGUCAUGCCAUCCGAUUGGAAAUAGGGUCUCUGUCGGUAGAAUAACAACUUACUCUGAGGUCGUCCUUAGCGACCCAAAGAGAACGUUUACCCAUAAUACCUACAUGACACACAAGACAAGUAGUUCCGGUAAGAAAAACACCAAAAUGGGUAAUAACCGUAAGCAUAAUGGAAUUGUGCAAAAUGAAAAAUCGCUUUCUGUAAAAGAAAAAUGUGUGACAGAUAACAUGGAUGGGGAAAAUAGCAACAGCGACAAGGUGGGAUCCCUUGUUACUGAUCCUCCUUCUAACGAGUCUCACGAUGAUAUUAGCGACGUAUUUGAAGCGGUUGAUAAUGAGAUUUUAUUCAAUAAAUCAUCGACUUCAUUGGAAAUGGUAGUGGAUGAGCAUAGUUCAGACAAAGUAGAUACUUCUGUUGAAAAUGAUAAUAAGGGUCAUAUAACACAAGAGUGCAAAAAACAAGCACAAAAUUCAAAUAGUGAGUCAGCGAAUGAUUCUAAGACCAAUGACGUACCAAGGACUGGAGUGGUUAAAAAGAGACGUUUGUCUCAGAAAUAUGCCGAUAUUGAACCAAGAAAUCGCAAAAGACGACUUGCUAGUCUUACAGCGGAAACUAAAAAUUAUCUUUUAUACGAAAAGGAUGAACCGUUGAAAAAGUCGUCGGGGGUUCGGGGAAGGAAAGCGAGUAAAAGUGAUGCCGCUACGCUCAGUAACGGUUUUGAAAAUGGAAUUACAAGCCCACAUGGAAUUAGGGAAAGGAAAGGUAGUAAAAGCGAUGCCACUAUGCUUACUAACGGUUUUGAAAAUGGUAUUGCAAAUUCACAUUUUGUGGAUGACCACCUCACCUUAGUUCCAAAUACUACACCUUCAAAGUCACCAGGUACUGCUCUUGGAUUAAGUACAGGUGACGGGAAAGCUAAGAAGAAGAACUCCCUGUCCCACAAUGCACCAGUUGCUAAGAAUCGAUUGCAAAAUAAUUUUGGAACUAUAAAUAGCUGUGUUGUCAAAAAAUUCUAUAAUAACGUGUCGGACACUGCACCAAUCAGAGGUAGACCUGGACGUAAGCCAAAAUUGACUGUUGAGAAAGUCGGUAAAAUAGUGAGACGACGGUCAACAAAUGGAUGGAAGGGUAUCGGACAGCCACAGGAGAGGCUAAUAUCCACGCAGUUUGACCAGCCGCCAAUUAAAAAGAUGUGCUACCAGUCAAUAAAGCGCAAGGAUGAUAUUAUCAGUGAAAGGGACUGCAUUCUGUUAAGGUCAGGAAUCCGUAGGGAACCUCCAUUCGUUGGGAAAGUUUCUGCUCUGUGGGAAGAUCAAGAAAACGGUGAGAUUAUGAUCAAUUUGCUAUGGUACUAUCGCCCUGAACAUACGGAAACUGGACGGCGUCCUCAGCAUUUGGAGAAUGAGUUAUUUGCGUGUAAGCACUAUGAUACGAACAGUGUAGCCUGCGUGGAAGACAAAUGUUACGUGCUAACUCUGGGAGAAUAUUGCAGAUAUAAAUGUCAGUUAAAAAUGCGACAAGAAGGCAUCAAGAGAAGUCGUAUAUGUGUUCCUGAACUUUUCGAGGGUUAUCAUCGGUCUGGCCAUCUUCCCCCGAUGGAUGUCGACCCCUCAUGUGUCUUUCUUUGUCGUCAAGUCUAUGAUUUCCGACAGAAGCGCAUUUUGAAGAAUCCACAGUGAAAAAAACCUGUUUUGCAUUUACUAUCACCCAUUCAGGAGUUACAGUUACAAUAAUAAACUACAAACAUCCUUUUCUGAUACUCCAAAGUGAUGAAGAAUACUUGGUCAAGUUAGUGAUAACACCUGACCCAUUACACUGAAGUGGUGGAGUGUGACUACCAGAUUAACUCUUGUAUUUAGAUCUUUAGCUCCUUCGAUAUCAGUAUGAAUCUGCCCAGAAUUGUGUUGUAAUGUUCUUUAAACAAACAGAAACAGGAUUUUUUGAAAGGUAGCUCUUAAUAUUAAAAGCCUUUUCCUUAUGUUUCAUGUGUACAAUAGUUAUAUAUCUUAUAUCAAGCAGAUUUAAAUCAUGACCACAUAUUUUGAAGUGAGGGUUUGUGUGGAAAAUACAUUCCAGAUGUUGCAUUAAAGUGCUUCAAGAUUAUUCUAAAGAUAUUACAAGUUAUAUAUAUUAUAUAUAGUCAUCAUAUUAUGUUUUUGGCCUUUUGUUUUGGGCUUGUUGUUUUGGGCCAGGUGUUUUAGGCCGUGCGUUUCUUUUUAGAUUUCAUAUUUAUUGGCAACACAAGACGUAUAUAACAGUUGUUGUAGAUAAUUUACACUUUCGUUACAUUACUGUAUAUUUUCAAUCUGUUUAUUGUUACCUUAAAUGAUCCAGGAAGUGCCGCAGUGCUUAUUCACAUUUUUGUAGGCUUAAGUGCAGUGCUUAUUUUAAUGGUGGCACUUAUUAGAAACUAUUGAAAUACUGUACUGUGGGUUAUGCAUAGGCCUCUCUGACUUGUUAAAAUGUUAGUCUGUGAGAAGUCAGUUGUUUUACGUUCAAAGCAUUUUGGGUAAUAUGCACUCUCGUUUAAGCAUUGCAACGCUUAUUAGAAAUAGAAUAUAAUAUCACUAAUAAAGCGCUGUGGUGCUUAGUGAAAUAAAUCAUGUUUGUUUCAUUGCUUUUUUUUUAAGAUGACUGUGAGCAUACUCGAUCAUUUAUGGUACAUUUGGAAGUAUAUUAAUGAUAUCAAAAUUGUUUUUCUGCAGUCAUUGUUUUAUUGUUUAGCACCCUCUGUUGUCCAGUUAAUUUUGAAAUUGAAUCGCAUAUCUAUAAAUGUUGUUGAUAAUACAUAGUUAAGAAGAUUUCACCUUAAAGUCAUCAAUCCCUCCACCCCCUUCCCUUAUUAUUAAUAGGAUGAUCAAAUUCUCUGCUGUAUUUGGUUACUUAAGCCAUGUAGCUAUGUUAAGAACAUCCGCCAUAUGUGUUAAUCUUAUUUGUAACAAAAUCAUGUCUUAAUUAAAGAAACAUCUUAAGUUACAUUCCCUUAAACAUUUAUUUGAUAGGUCGUUGACAUUCAUGGGGUUAAACAUUCAUCAUUAAAGUAAAAGCAAUGUGAUAGUUUAUGUUGUGGAUAUUAUAGCCUGAUCCAUUAUUUUUAGGGAUGUUUACUGCUCUAAGAGCACAGAAUAUUUGUCUGGUUAUCACAGCACAGUCAUAAUCUUCAAAAACCAUAAUUGAUUUGUAUUAUUUAGGUGUUCAUAUAAAACAUAUACCACCAUCAUAUAACAUGUACAGUUUAUCUGUAAAGUAUGAUAUUAGUAAUCACAAAUCAACAUCUUUUUAAAUCAAAGUUCCAAAACAAAUCUGUUUAAAUAAUCAUUGACGUAAAUUCAGUUAAUUCUGAGAGCUAAGUAAUACUAUUUUUUUUCAGUUUAAUGUACAGAGAUGAUUUAGAGUGUAAUUUUAUUGCCAAAGAUAUGGAUACUAUUUGUCAUCCAAGAUACAGUUAGAUAAGCCAAUAAGAUGUUCACGUCAAUCUGGAGUGAUUUGUCAUUUUUACAAUUUAUCUCUGACAUUUCAAUUACAGUAGUUGUUCGUGAUAUUAAUUAAGAAUUAUGAAUGAAUGAUGAACUAAAGUUCAACAUCAGAAUUAAUAUUGUAUUAAAUUUUCACCUCACUGUUAAAGGUUUUGCCAAACACA